GGUCUCCUGAGGGCUCUGGCAUCUUACUGCUUCCCUCCUUUCCCUUCUCUGCUGCCCACAUGACUUUAAUGCCACCUGAGUUGAGAGGCACUGGCUUCACUGAUGAGGACAUUCUGGAUUGGCAGCAUCUUUCAUAUUGUCUUUACUACAUGUUAUUGUUACAUUUGUUGAUUGGUGGGUUGGAGGUGGAGGGGGAAGAUGAAAAUAGGUAUAAUAAAAAUGUUUAAAAAUAUUUCACAAUUUAAGUUAUGCCUGCUUCUAGUGAUUUCUCCUAUCAGAUUAUCUCUAUCACUAAAGUGCUGUCUUCCAUUUCCAUAGGUCAUAGGUUUUGGAUCUGUUAAAAUUGCAGCAUUCAUAGCUAUGGUAGGAAUUCUGUCCAUUGUAGCUCAGACAGUCUUUCUUAGCAUCUUGAUGAGAUCGUUGGGAAAUAAGAAUACUGUCCUCCUUGGCUUGGGCUUCCAGAUGCUCCAGUUGGCCUGGUAUGGGUUUGGAUCCCAGGCAUGGAUGAUGUGGGCAGCAGGGACUGUGGCCGCCAUGUCCAGCAUCACGUUCCCGGCAGUCAGUGCCCUCGUCUCUCAGAACGCAGAGUCCGAUCAGCAAGGAGUUGCCCAGGGAAUCAUAACUGGAAUACGCGGACUGUGCAAUGGCCUGGGGCCGGCACUGUACGGCUUCAUAUUCUACAUGUUCCAUGUGGAGCUAUCGGAGCUGGGCCCAGAGUUGACUUCAGAUGAUGAUGCCCUACAGGGAGCUCUCAUCCCAGGCCCACCAUUUUUAUUUGGAGCAUGUAUAGUUCUUAUGUCUUUUCUGGUUGCCUUAUUCAUCCCUGAAUACCAUAAAGCGAGUGGGGUUCAGAAACACAGCAGCAGCAUCAGUGGCAACUUGACCAACACCCCGGAACAGGGCAGUGAUGAGGACAUUGAGCCACUGCUGCAAGACAGCAGCAUCUGGGAGCUCUCCUCCUUUGAAGAACCUGGGAACCAGAGCACUGAGCUGUGAGUCUGCAGAAGAGGGGAUUCCGCAGGCAUCAUCUCUGAGACGAGCAGGGAGCCACACCACACGGAGACCCAUGGUGCUGGAGGGCGAUGCUAGCAGCAUCCUUCGGGCCAAGUUUAAUAAGUGACCCUGUGUCCCCCACCCUCACUCCUCCCCUCCUCCUCUUCUUUUUCUUCCAUUCUUUUCCGUUAUGUUUGUACAUUAGAACAAGGUAAGAUUCAAAAAACUUCCCUGCAAAUAAUGUACAACUCACAAGGUUAUCUGGAGUCUAAACUUUGAAACUCAAAUGGAAAAAGUCCUGUCUCUACUAGAAGGAGCAGGAGUGACAGCAGGGUCUCAGUGCCCUUGUUUAGCAGAAGGUGCAGGCGGUAGUGGAACUGCCAUCUUGGGCACAACUUCAGGUACAGAAUCCUUUAUUUCCUUCCCUUUUCUCAGAAUUAUUCCUGCUUACCCCAUAGGUGUUGAGCAACCCCUGUUAAGAGUCACUCAGGAUCUGGGAUUUAUUUCCUUUGUCCAAAGGUCAAAGGAAACCUAGUUUUACUCUCCCUUUAUUUUCUCUCCUUAUGCUUGUCUAAAAUGAACAUGGGUAAUACUGAUCAAUGAUCACCUUGGCCAGAUAAAGGAAAUCCUUCUUACAAAUUCAAAUCAUGUUGAAUUAACAACUCAAAUUCCUGGACCUAGUAUCCUACUCUAUCCAAGAUGAUUUUACAGAAGAAAAAAAUACAU
Molecule: messenger RNA, 1719 nt
Organism: Castor canadensis (American beaver)
Lineage: Eukaryota; Metazoa; Chordata; Mammalia; Rodentia; Castoridae
Product: hippocampus abundant transcript-like protein 1
Biological process (GO): transmembrane transport
Molecular function (GO): transmembrane transporter activity
Source: RefSeq, a predicted model, not a curated record